CAUGGCCUGUCCGUCCGGCCCCCUUCGCUGCGCUCCUCAUCUGCCCCGCGCCGAGCGCCGCCGCCGCCGCCGCCGCCGCCGCUCCGCUGCCCGCGCCGCCCGCGGCUCCCGAUGGAGACUGACGCGCCCCAGCCCGGCCUCGCCUCCCCGGACUCGCCGCACGACCCCUGCAAGAUGUUCAUCGGGGGACUCAGUUGGCAGACUACGCAGGAAGGGCUGCGCGAAUACUUCGGCCAGUUCGGGGAGGUGAAGGAGUGUCUGGUGAUGCGGGACCCCCUGACCAAGAGAUCCAGGGGUUUCGGCUUCGUCACUUUCAUGGACCAGGCGGGGGUGGAUAAAGUGCUGGCGCAAUCGCGGCACGAGCUCGACUCCAAAACAAUUGACCCUAAGGUGGCCUUCCCUCGGCGAGCACAGCCCAAGAUGGUGACUCGAACGAAGAAGAUCUUUGUGGGGGGGCUGUCGGUGAACACCACGGUGGAGGACGUGAAGCAAUAUUUUGAGCAGUUUGGGAAGGUGGACGACGCCAUGCUGAUGUUUGACAAAACCACCAACCGGCACCGAGGGUUCGGGUUUGUCACAUUUGAGAGUGAGGACAUCGUGGAGAAAGUGUGUGAAAUUCAUUUUCAUGAAAUCAACAACAAAAUGGUGGAAUGUAAGAAAGCUCAGCCAAAGGAGGUGAUGUCGCCAACGGGCUCAGCCCGGGGGAGGUCUCGAGUCAUGCCCUACGGAAUGGACGCCUUCAUGCUGGGCAUCGGCAUGCUGGGUUACCCAGGUUUCCAAGCCACAACCUACGCCAGCCGGAGUUAUACAGGCCUCGCCCCUGGCUACACCUACCAGUUCCCCGAAUUCCGUGUAGAGCGGACCCCUCUCCCGAGCGCCCCAGUCCUCCCCGAGCUUACAGUAGAGACGGGGUUUCUCCAUGUUGGUCAGGCUGGACUUGAACUCCCGACUUCAGCCAUUCCUCUCACUGCCUACGGACCAAUGGCGGCAGCGGCGGCGGCAGCGGCUGUGGUUCGAGGGACAGGCUCUCACCCCUGGACGAUGGCUCCCCCUCCAGGUUCGACUCCCAGCCGCACAGGGGGCUUCCUGGGGACCACCAGCCCCGGCCCGAUGGCUGAGCUCUACGGGGCGGCCAACCAGGACUCGGGGGUCAGCAGUUACAUCAGCGCCGCCAGCCCCGCCCCCAGCACCGGCUUCGGCCACAGUCUUGGGGGCCCUUUGAUUGCCACAGCCUUCACCAAUGGGUACCACUGAAGCAGGGGACGGUGGCAGGAGCGCCCCAGCCUGCAGCUGACUGAGGACCACGAGUGAGCCAGCGAGGGGGCGGGAGACCUCAGCCGCAGCCGCCGCCCCCUCCCCUGCAGCGACUCGGACCCGCUACUGCCUGCCCCCAACUCCCCGGGCCCGGCCCCUGCCCUGCUGCCCCCAACAGCGUCUGGCUCCCCUACUAACGUCCCCCUCUUCGCCCUUGCCCCCGUCCCGACCCGCCCCUCUCCCGGCCCUGCUUUUAUUUAUUUUGGAUUAGCCGGUUGCCCACCCCAGCCCUCUGGUCCAUCCCUCCCUCCGUGCCGCGCCCCCCUAGGACCGCCCCCUCCCCAAAAGGCUUUUGGAUUUGUGCAUAGCUAGAGUGAAGGCGGAGGGAGCCUGCUACAGGCCGCAGCCCAACCCCUGUUGUUUAUUCAGAUUUCCCCUCCUUUACCCUUUCCCUUUUUUUUUUUUUUUUUUUUAAAGAAACCGUUUUUAAACUAUUUCUAGGUUUGUGAAUGUGAAGCCCCAGGCCGCAGGGGGCAAGGGGCCAGGUGCCCCCCACCAGCUGAGAACAAAGUGUCUAUCUGGGUGUGGGCCCCUGGCCGCCUCCCUCCAGCCCUGGAGAGGAGGGCAGGGCUGCGGGGAGGCCAGGCCGAGCCCCUGGAACCAUCCCGUCCUGUAUCAUAUGUAAAUACUGUGAGGUGAUGUGCCCACCCCUCUCUAAGACCCCUCGGGGGUGAGGGGCUCCCCCCUCCCCUGUUUCUGUCCCCUCAGACACCGUUACUGUAAGCUUGCAGGCCUCAGCUGUGGCCGCGGCAGGCCCGCUCUCUCAGGCCCUCAGGGUCAAGGCCUUGGUUGGACCUGCCCACUCCAAAAACCCAGUGUGGGGGCAAAGGGCGUGGGAAGAGCAGGGCUUGCCCAGCGACACUGCUGGACAGGAAUUAACUCUCCAAAGGUCUCCCCUGCUCCCUCCCUAGGUUGGGGCUUCAUGGUUUCUGCUCAGUCUGUCCCCCUUCCCCCUCGACCCCCGCAAUGAGUGGGCACCAGGGGACGCUCUGGCGAGGGCAGACCCCAGGGGAAAGCAAAGGGCGUCUCAGGGAACCCCCACAUUCUCUCACUGAAGUUUCCCACCAGGAUGACCCCACAGCCAGAGUCCCUUGGCAGCCCCUCACCCCAGAGCCCCCUUCUAAGGAAAAAGGUUCAGAGCGUUGGACCUUCAUGAACAGUGGCCUGGCUGGCGUGGCAGGGCCAAGGCCCACCCACUGCCAUCCCCCUUCUGUGUGUCCCUGUCCCCCAGUUAUGAGGCCCAGGGCCUGAGCUCUCUUCCCCAGCAUUGCCCCCACCCGGAAACCCCACCUUUGGAGAGUUAAUUGUCUGUGUGAGGUGCUUAACCUAUCAGCCCUGAGAACACAAAGCAAUAAUCUUUGUUACUGAGAUGCGCGGCUGUUCGUGUUUUGGGUUUGUUUUUUUUUUUUUUUAAUGUUUCCUAAUAAAAGAGAAGCUGCAUUUUAUUGGUUUUUAUUUUUAAUUUUCUACACGUUUGAGCUGAGUCCUGAGACACUUAGCUUCCCUCUCCCUCAUCCCUGGACCCUUCCACCCCACUGGGCCCAACCAUGGGCUCAGGACCCUGGAAUUCCGUUUUCUGAUUUGCUUGGGGAUUUUUUUUUUUU
Messenger RNA from Gorilla gorilla gorilla (western lowland gorilla), 2918 nucleotides. RefSeq names its product musashi RNA binding protein 1 (gene MSI1). Gene Ontology annotation, molecular function: mRNA binding. Lineage: Eukaryota; Metazoa; Chordata; Mammalia; Primates; Hominidae. The coding region runs from base 112 to 1254 and encodes 380 amino acids. Gene Ontology annotation, biological process: central nervous system development; regulation of translation. Gene Ontology annotation, cellular component: cytoplasm. The transcript is spliced from 16 exons. The record is from RefSeq and is a predicted model, not a curated record.